Molecule: messenger RNA, 787 nt
Organism: Annulohypoxylon maeteangense
Lineage: Eukaryota; Fungi; Ascomycota; Sordariomycetes; Xylariales; Hypoxylaceae
Product: histone-fold-containing protein
Exons: 4
Coding region: 199-615 (138 amino acids)
Biological process (GO): positive regulation of transcription by RNA polymerase II; RNA polymerase II preinitiation complex assembly; negative regulation of transcription by RNA polymerase II
Cellular component (GO): negative cofactor 2 complex
Molecular function (GO): TBP-class protein binding; protein heterodimerization activity; general transcription initiation factor activity
Source: RefSeq, a predicted model, not a curated record
AGAAAGCAGAGGCUUCAUAUUUCUUACUCUCAUCUAUCCAGAUACUUGAUAUCCGGUUAUAAAAACAACUAUCUUGGUUCUAUAGAGGUCUCAAAUCUAAAUAAAAAAUCAUUUAAGCGAAUAAUACAGCGAGGCCUUAAAUCUUCUCCACCGCGAAUCCUAUCACUAGAUUGAUUUUCGAUCUCAUCUUCAUCCAAUAUGUCGGAUCACGAGUACGGCGGCAAUGAUGAUCUAUCCCUCCCUAAAGCAACCGUCCAGAAGAUCGUCAGUGAGAUUCUCCCGUCAUCAAGCGGCGUCUCCUUCUCCAAGGAGGCCCGCGAUCUACUCAUAGAAUGCUGCGUGGAAUUCAUCACUCUCGUGUCUUCCGAGGCGAACGAGAUCUCGGAGAAGGAGGCAAAGAAGACCAUUGCCUGCGACCACAUUACUAAGGCUCUGGAGACUCUGGGAUUCAGCGACUACAUCCCUGCCGUCCUCGAGGCUGCUGCACAACACAAAGAGACUCAGAAGGUCCGAGAGAAGCGCGGCAACAAGUUCGAGGAGAGUGGGAUGACGCUGGAGGAGCUGGAGGAGCUACAGAGACAGCAGUUCGAAGCAGCCCGCGAGAGACACGCCUAAGCCUCUUGGGAAGGCUAUGUCAUUUCUCGCUGCGAGUUUCGGAGUUCUAUGGGGUCAGACCGUUUGUCUGCUCGGAUGGUAAAUCGGUAGCCGCACCCGCGGUGAUGGGGAUGAUGCAUUUGAUGGCGUUGGUUUGAGGAAAUGCGGAAUGGUAAUGGCGUCGGACUCGGUU